Messenger RNA from Blepharisma stoltei, 2028 nucleotides. The record is from the annotation of a GenBank genome assembly. Lineage: Eukaryota; Ciliophora; Heterotrichea; Heterotrichida; Blepharismidae.
AUGAUUGAUCAUCAAUUAGUUAAUGAAGAGGAAAGCUCCAAAACUCAGUCUCCAGACAAAAGUGAGGAGAGUGAAAACGACAACGCAAUGCCAAAACGACCCAAAAAGAAAGGCAAAAAAGUAAUAAUGAAUGUCGCACUUACAAAAUAUCAGGUUGUUAAAAAGACUGCAAGUAAAUUUUUUGGCUGAAAAUUAACAAAAAAAGAAGACGAUGAAAAUUGAGAUAUUUUUUGAACAGAUGCUUCAGUUGAGCCUGAAAAACUUGCUAGAAUGAAAAUUUAUCAAAAAAUCAACCAUUUUCCAGGAAUGUAUGCGCUUACUAGAAAAAAUCAUCUUGCUAAAAAUUUGAAUAGGAUGAGGAAGCAGUUACCAGAAGUCUAUAAUUAUUAUCCUAAAACCUGGCUUGUUCCUGCAGAGCUAUCUGACCUUCGUCUUUACUCAAGCAAGGAAAAAAAUCAAGUUUUUAUAGUGAAGCCUGAAGCGAGCUGUCAAGGAAGAGGAAUUUUUCUGACAAAGAAAUUUGAUGAUUUUUCUUUUGAUGACAGAUAUGUCGUUCAAGAAUACAUAAAGCAGCCAUUUUUAAUAGAUGGGCUCAAAUUUGACUUAAGAAUAUAUGUGCUCGUCGCAGGCUGUGAUCCUUUGAGGAUUUAUUUGCAUAAAGAAGGACUAGGAAGAUUUGCAACAGAGCCCUACUCUCAGCCAAAUGCAAGCAACUUAGCAAAACCGUGCAUGCACUUAACAAAUUACGCAAUUAAUAAGAACAAUGAAAACUUUGUAUUUAAUGAGAAUGAAGAAGAUGAUGGUGUUGGCCAUAAGCGAAGCUUGACUUCUAUAAUGAAAUACCUUGAAGAUUCAGGCCACAACACAGAAAAACUCUGAAAUGAAAUAAAAGCAAUGAUAGUGAAUACUUUAAUAGCAGCCCAACCAAUGCUUUCUCAUACAUACAGAGCAUGCCAACCAGAUGACCCUUCUAACAGCAUGUGCUUUGAAAUCCUUGGCCUCGACGUCAUGCUGGACAGCACUCUAAAGCCAUGGCUUCUCGAGGUGAACCAUUCUCCUUCCUUUACCACCGAUUCUCCACUUGACUGAAAAAUAAAAUUCGAAGUAAUUAGCCAAGCUCUUACCUUAAUGAAUAUUUCUUAUAGCAAUCGAAAAACAGCUGAGUCUAAAAGGAAAAAGAGUAUACUUACUAGAUCCCUUACAACCUCGCAAGAGAAAAAAGAAAUUAAGCAGCAUGAAAUUAGAAGAGCCCAAAGGAAGCGGGAUAUAUGGGAACAGAAUAAUAUAGGAGGAUACACAAAAAUUUAUCCUACUGCAAACCCAAAAGAAUAUGAAAAAAUCUUUGAAACUUCAAGACAAGUCUACGAAGAAUGGGCAGGAUAUAAAAAAGUUAAUAAAAAAGAGGAAAAAGCCCAAGAGCUAAAUAGGCCGAAAUCGCAGCUCAUGAGAACUAAAGCAUCAGGCUUCCAGAAAAAAGAGACUGAUUGCCAGAAUCAAAGAAGUAUGUCAAUUAUUAUGUGUAACACUGAAAGCGAGGCCAUUGCUGAAGGAUUAGUAAGGUCUUCAACGCCUUGCGUGUAUAAUAGGCUGUAUAGUCCUGUUAAAAGAACAUACAAAAAUGAAGGCUUACAGAGCAAUUUUCCUAUGGUGCAUUUAGACAAGUCUCAUCAAUCCGAAGUUCCAGUUAGACAGAGUCUUAUUAUUGAAACAUCUUCUCAAAAUAACAAAAAAUCCCAGAGUCCUUGUAGAAAACCCCAAAAUUCUACAAUAGAAGACCUUAUUAAUGAGUCAAAAGCUAUCGAAAACUUAAAAAAGAGGCUAAUUUACUAUAACUCUCCGCUAAAAAUUCAAUCAGUUCAAUUAAGCCAUAACUCAGAAGAUAAUUCAGUUAACAUUUCUGAGUUCCAAGAUUUGCAAAUUCCAAAAAUAAAAUGCCCUCAAAUCGAAUAUAUUAGAAAGCAAUCUAAUAAUCUCCGAAACCCUGCAUAUUGGAAAAAGGUUCUUACUCGACUGGAAAAGCAAAAUUAA